AUGCAUGCCAGAUCUGCGGACUUUGAUUUUGAUCCGAGUGAUGCAUUGAAAGAAACUUCCUCAGUAAAGCAGAGAUGGGACCAUGUCACUACCACAACCAAGAGGCCUGGAACGACCAGAGCUCCGGCAAAGCCUGCAGGUGAUGAUUUUGACUUGGCUGAUGCUUUGGGUGAUCGAGAUGAUGGCCGCAGAAAGCCAGGUGCAGGAGGAGGAGAGAGAUGGGACCAUGUCACUACCACAACCAAGAGGCCUGGAACGACCAGAGCUCCGGCAAAGCCUGCAGUUGAUGAUUUUGACUUGGCUGAUGCCUUGGAUGAUCGAAAUGAUCGAGAUGAUGGCCGCAGGAAGCCAAGUGCAGGAGGAGGAGGUUUUUCGGACAAGGAUCUCGAAGACGUAUUAGGGGGUGGUGACUACAAACCAGACAAGGGUAGAGGUGAUGGCCGGUAUGGCAACAAUGAUGACUCUGAAGCUGGAAUGUCACCAGAGACUGGCACCAUUGCCGGUGUGGCCAGUGCCCUGGCCAUGGCCCUGAUUGGCGCCGUCACCAGCUACAUCUCCUACCAGCAGAAGAAGUUCUGCUUCCGCAUCCAGCAUGCAGCAGAAGGUCAAGAGGGUCUCAAUGCAGACUACGUGAAGGGAGAGAACCUGGAAGCUGUUGUGUGUGAAGAACCUCAAGUGAAAUGCUUAGAACUGCCACCACAGUCCGCAGAGCCACCGCAGCCCCAGCCGCCUCGGAUCUGAGGGUCCCUUGCAGCAGCCGCUCACAGUGGUCCUGCCACUGAGGACCAAGAUCCUGAUUUCAUUUGGACCCGCAGCUGCUGUACUGUUCCUUUGAUAUCAUUGGCUUCUCGUUGUUCUUAAGUUUUCUGGAUGAGCUCUUGGUGUUUGUGAGUUUGGUUUCUGUGCCCUGCAGACAGGCUGGUGGUGCCCUCCCUGCCACAGAUACCCUGAAAUCCAGCCGUGGGAGCUGCUGGGUCACCCACUCCCCAAAACUAGACAAUCCCAGGCCUUAGUGAGCUGGGGAGGGGGACCAAGCUGAGGGAGGCCAAGAGGACAUUUGUGCUUAGGGGACAAGAUAUUGACCACAGGGUAGUGUGGUUCCUGACUCAUUGGCGGGUUUCUGCCAAAAGGCAGCCCUAGUGUGACCUCAGAGAACAAUCAGGGGCCCAGCUAACAGACGGUGCUUAGAGCCCCUGCAAGGAAUGAACCAGUGAACACCAGGUAACACUGGGCACACACGACACCCAGGGUGGAGGUGGGGGGUCAUUUCUGUCCUUUCCAAUUCCAGCUUUGACACUCACUGCUGGGCUUCCAGAGAGCUGGUCCAUGUGGAGACUUUACAUUUUACAUUUAUUUAAUUGCAAAAAUGCAUGCCAUGCUAGUCCUGCCCUCAGAGUUUAGGAAUUUUCUAGACAAGUACAAGCUGUGACUCUCAAGUCUAAUUCCCAUCUGAUUCCAUAGGGGGCUGGAUGUGGUCUUCAGGCUGACAUGAUUAGUUUUUAGGAAUCAUUUAUGUAUUAGAAAUGAAUUUAUCCCCCUUCCUCUUGUGUUCUUAUUUGGUAGCAAAAGAUACAGACAUCAAGAAUGAGUAUCAAAGCCAGAAGCAUGCUUGUUGUUUGCUUAGAAAUAUAUUUGAGGGGGAGGGGAGGGGAGAAGAGGGGAGGGAUGUUUGCUUGGUUUAGUGACAUAUGCCUGCCUUGGCAAGUUUAUAGAUAUACUGUCUGGUCUGUUGAUGAUGAGCACUGGGGGCUUGCUCACUGUGGGAAACACCAGAACCCAGGGACUGGCUCCUCACUUGACCUGGCACUAUCUUAUUUGGGCUGGAGCAGAGCUGACUUCCUGGAAUGUUCUCUUUGGCCCACAUGUGGUCCUGUUUCUGGGAGCUCUGCUGUCAGAGGCUGAGCUAGAGUAUAGAGUCACUGUCUACUGAUAAUAAGUUUGGAGUGUCAAAAGUCACUCCCUGAGAACAUAAUGAAGGUCAGCAGGAAGAUAGGCUCCUAUUUACACAAGUUCAUGUGCCUCUGCCCUGCACAGGAGGCCCCACCAGUCUCCCAGGCUCUAUGUUAGCUCCUUGUCUGCUGAGCUGGGAGAGCCGACUCCAACUUAAGGAAACAGUUGAAAUCUGAACAGACCCCAUAGGUUAUCUAAUGCAUGCCUCAUGUGUUCAUUUAUGCACUUGUUUUAAAAACAUACUCCGUUGUGUGAUGGUAAUCAGUUCAGUUGGAUUGUGUGGCUCAGUGCUGCCCUUCGGAUCCAUUCCCAGUGCAGGCCUGCGGGUCCUAAAAUGCCUUCUGUGUGGGGGUACCUCCCAGUCAGGCCAGGGGUAUGUGUCUUUGAGGGGGCGUGGAGCACUGAGGACACUGGAGGAAGGAAAAUCUGGCCUCCCCAUGUUCCAAGAGAUUGAGCAGGGGAGGCAUUGCUUGCAAGGUAUGCCUUUUUCUAACACCUCCCAGCCCUCACUAGCCAGAUUGUUGUCAACUUUGCUCGGCUUCCCCGUCCCAACGAUGACAAGAGCUGAUGGCCUGAAUCCCUGGCCAGUGCUGGGCUGGAGGCAGCUAUGAAGGAUUUUUGCAUCUAUGGCUUGUUGCUACGUAGAUAGAUUGACCUCAGGACCCAGGAACAGCCAGUGUCCUAAGGACAGGAGUCAGAGAGGGAUUGUGUUAGGAUGUCUGAGCACCAAGGCCCUCCUGAGGCCUUUAACGGGGAAAAAAAGGGCCAGCGUUUGCAUGUGAUUAAAUACUCUCUCCCUGCCACUGGGAACUGUGGACAUUUUAUAGAGAAGUCAGUCACAGCAGUGAGUAGGAUGAGGAGUGAUGUGGCCUGUAUGGCCCCUGGCAUGGCGAGGAUUUGCACUGGAAUUAGUUGGGUUUCUCCCCUUAGCUUUAACCUGAGGCUUGUGAUGGCAAAGAACUUGCACCCCUCCAUCUGGGAUGAGAAGUCAACACGCUCUGUAAAGCCACAUUCUGAGCAGCACUGACUUCAGUUGCCAAACCCAUUUUGUUCCUCCCUAGCUCUCGGGGUGCCUUCUGCAGAAUGAGUGCUCAAACCUGCUGCUAGUGGCUGGCCAAGCCUGGAAAGUCACUCAGCCACCCAUUUGCAGAGCUGUCAACCCAGGUGGAGUACUGAUACCUGCAGAAGCCUAUGGGGCUUUUGUAACUAUGUGAUUAUCUGAAAGUUGCAUUGGCUGGUGUGGGCCUCUCUCAGAUGAUAAGGGAGAUAAAGUGAGUGAAUUAGAAGGGCCAGUUGAAAAGAGCCAAUCCGUAUCAGCUUAACGUGGUGGGCAGGUUGGGGGGGGGGCAGGGGAGGAGAGCUGGCUCAGUGUUAUUAACAGCACGUGGAGGAAGGAGACAUGGCAGCUUUGUGGGGUGGAAUACCCUCUCAGGUCGGACCCAUAGAACAGUGCCAGCCCACUGCCUUGGCUACUUGGGUUGGGAGUUAGUAUCAGUUCUCUGAGGAAGAAGAAAUAGAGACUGAUCAAGUCCCCAGUACUUUUUAUGUGCUUGUAUUUAAGAGUGAAUUGUAAACUGUCUCGUCUUUGCAUUAAACAAAAUGGAACCUAA
Myotis brandtii (Brandt's bat) is the source of this 3560-nucleotide messenger RNA. It is a transcript of the gene CD99L2, whose product is annotated as CD99 molecule-like 2. The transcript is spliced from 12 exons. Bases 1 to 741 code for a protein of 246 amino acids. Lineage: Eukaryota; Metazoa; Chordata; Mammalia; Chiroptera; Vespertilionidae. The record is from RefSeq and is a predicted model, not a curated record.